This is a messenger RNA of Diceros bicornis minor, 4935 nucleotides long. RefSeq names its product maestro heat like repeat family member 6 (gene MROH6). The transcript is spliced from 14 exons. NCBI's taxonomy places the organism in Eukaryota, Metazoa, Chordata, Mammalia, Perissodactyla, Rhinocerotidae. The record is from RefSeq and is a predicted model, not a curated record. Bases 1382 to 3631 code for a protein of 749 amino acids. Gene Ontology annotation, cellular component: cytoplasm.
GAUUUCCUGUGUCUAAGCAUGGCCCCAGGCUCCCACAGCUGCCAGGGCACUACUCCUGGGCUCAGGGUUAGUGAGCUUCCCAAGCCAAGGAGGUGCUGCCAGCCCUGCAGGACCCUGCCACUGGGGACCCUGUGCCCCUGGGCUCCAGCCACCUGGCUCCCUCCAGGCCCUGGCAUCUGUCACAGGGUCAGCCAGGCCCAGGCCUUGGGGACCCAGCAGCCCUGAGAAUGGAGAGGAGGGAUCAGGAGCCUGCACUGGAGCCGUGCAGAGGUUGAGGGGCCGGGUGGUGGCUCAGCUCUGGGUACCUGGCCAUUGUCCUAGGCUGGCCCUGCCUCUGCGCAGGCAAGCUAGUCAGGUCUCCACUGGCUUCAGCAACUUGGGCUCCAGAGGAUCCGCUCAGGAGAGAGGUUCUAGGCUCCGCAGGACGCAGAGGGCGGGAGUCUGGGCCUUUCCUGUCCAGGCAGCAUGAGGUGGCACAGGCAGGCGAGAGCAUGAGGGAAUGCUGACUGUCUGGGGUGCUUCCCGGAGCACUUCCGCCUGCCCAGGUAUUUGGCUGGACCGGCUCUUCUGGCUCGCCAGGCUCAGACUGGGCAGUACCUGCUGUGUUGCUGGGUGAGGUGACAGUGGGGAUUUGGGGCAGAGGCCUAGUCAGGCUGGUCUUGGGGAGCAUGAGGUUUGGAGAUACAGACCCACAUACACACGGCAGAACACACACCGGGCCCCAGGUACCCACAGGUCACCACUUCUCAGCUGUGCGCUUCCUAGGUGCCAGGACCCAGGAACCCUGUGGCCCAGCAUUGCAGGGAGGGAACAUCUCAGAAGGGCAUGGCAGUCACCUGCAAGAGCACCCAGGAGGCGCAGUUCCUCGCCUCAUCUGCCCCACCCCAGGGCUGCCCAGCGCUCAGAGGCAGUGACAGCUCUCCCAGUCAUCCCCAUCCCCAGAAUGGCUGGCUGGGUCGGAAUGCAGUGGGGACAGCCCAGCCCCUGGCCCCAGGCCCAGCCUGGACCAGACAGACUGCUUCUUUAGGGCUGAAUCAGGCAAGGCUCAGCUCAGGGCUGGGCCUAGACUUCUGGACCCUGCUGGGGCUUCCUCAGGGCUGUCCACACCUGCCUGGGGUGUGUGUCCCCCGCCCCCCCAUCCAGAGAGAUUGGAGAUCAAGGUCAAGGGCCCUUCUCCCCCUCCCCUUGCAGAUCCACCGUUGCCUGGGAAUCUCCCCACUUCCCCAGGGCCCUGGUGGGCAGAGCCAGACCCAGACACUAAGCUUCGGGCUGGCCACUCACCGCCAGCAGCCUGGGCAGGGAGGCCCUUCACAAGCCCCCAGCAGCACCACGCCUGGGGACACCUCUGUGUGGCUCCCCAACACCCCCGCACACAGAGCACAUGCUCACACACGCAUGCUCCACCACGCCUGUUCCUGGGCCUGCCCAGGGCCUGCUUCUAGGUCAGGCUGGGCGCGACUUCUCGGGAGGACCAGUGGCAGGUGCUGCAGGCUGGGCGCGGCUGAGCAGCUCAGCGUGUGCGGUGGCCAUGGCUGGGGGAGUGUGGGGCCGGGCCCAGGGAGCCCCUGUGGGGGCCCUAACCCUGACAGCUCUGGCUGAAGGGAUCCGGGCCAGCCGGGGGCAGCCCCUGGGACCCCCUUCCACGGGCCCUCUGCCAGAACCUGAGGCAGAGCCUCAGAGUGCAGCCAGCAUCCCCACGGCCGGCAGUGAGCCCUGCUCCCCACCCAGCAUGCAAGAGGCAGCCCCUGGGGAACCCCAUCAGGCCCCUCAGAGUUCCCAAGAGGAAGGGGCCCUCACCGACCUGGCAUUGUACACAGCUGCCUGCUUGGAAGAGGCUGGCUUUGCAGGGACCCAGGCAACAGCGCUCACCCUGUCCUCAGCCUUGGAGGCCCGAGGGGAGCGGCUGGAGGACCAGGUGCGUGCCCUGGUGCGCAGGUUGCUGGCGCAGGUGCCCAGCCUGGCCGAGGGGAGGCCCCGGCGGGUGGCCCUGCGGGUGCUGAGCGCACUGGCCCUGGAGCACGCACGGGACGUGGUAUGCGCGCUGCUGCCGUGCUCCAUGCCCCCGGACCGGGCGGCAGCAGAGCUGUGGCGCAGCCUGAGCCAGAACCAGCACGUGAAUGGGCGGGUGCUGGUGCAGCUGCUGUGGACGCUCAAGGGUGCCGCUGGGCCCGAGCUGGAGGCACUGGCUGCCACUCGCGCCCUUGGGGAGAUGCUGACUGUGUCUGGCUGCGUGGGCGCCACGCGGGGCUUCUACCCAAAGCUCCUGCUCGUGCUGGUCACACAUUUGCACCAGCUGGCGCAGGGAGUGCACUCCCCUGACACCCCCAAGGUUUGGGCCCCAUCCCACCACGGACCACCGCACAGCCAUGCUAGCUGCGCCGUGGAGGCCUUGAAGGCCCUGUUCACUGGGGAUGGCGGCCGCAUGGUAGUCACGUGCAUGGAGCAGGCUGGAGGCUGGAAGAGGCUGGUGGGAGCCCACACCCACCUGGAGGGCGUCCUGCUGCUGGCCAGUGCCAUGGUGGCGCACGCCGACCACCACCUGAGAGGCCUGUUCGCUGACUUGCUUCCCCAGCUGCGCAGCGCCAACGACACGCAGCGUCUCACGGCUAUGGCCUUCUUUACAGGACUGUUGCAGAGCCGCCCCACCGCACGGCUCCUGCAGGAGGAGGUCAUCCUGGAGCGGCUCCGCGCCUGGCAGGGCGACCCUGAGCCCACCGUGCGCUGGCUCGGCCUGCUCGGCCUCAGCCACCUCGCGCUGAACCGCGAGAAGGUGCGGCACGUGGUCACGCUGCUGCCCGCGCUCCUGGGCGCGCUCGGCGAGGGCGACGCGCGGCUCGUGGGCAGUGCGCUGGGCGCGCUGCGCAGGCUCCUGGGGCGGCCGCGGGCGCCGAUUCGGCGCCUGAGCGCGGAGCUGGCGCCGCGCCUUCCGCCGCUGCUGGACGAUGCCCGGGACUCGAUCCGCGCCUCGGCGGUCGGGCUCCUCGGGACGCUGGUGCGGCAGGGCCGGGGCGGGCUCCGGGUGGGGCUCCACGGACCUCUACGGAAGCUGGUGCUGCAGAGUCUCGUGCCGCUGCUGUUGCGCCUGCACGAUCCCAGCCAGGACACCGCUGAGAGCUCGGAGUGGACUCUGGCCCGCUGUGAUCAGGCCCUGCGCUGGGACCUACUGGAGGAGAUGGUCACUGUGGCCCACUACAACAGCCCUGAGGCCCUAAGCCGCAUCUGCCGCUGCCUGGUUCAGUGGUACCCCAGUCGCAUGCCCAGCUUCCUGAGCCAGACCCAGGGCUACCUGAGGAGCCCGCAGGUCCCCCUGCGCCGGGCAGCUGUGGUUCUUAUAGGCUUCCUUAUCCAUCACUCCAGCCCCAGCCAUGUCGGCCAGGACCUGCUGGACUCCCUAUUCCAGGACUUGGGGCAGCUGCAGAGCGACCCAGAGCCGGCUGUGGUUGCUGCAGCGCAUGUGUCCGCCCAGCAGGUGGCGCUGCUGGCCCACAUGCAAAGCCGUCCCUGCGGCCUGCGCCUCUCCCCCCUCAGCUGGAAACACGGCCACCCCACCAGGCCCUUGCCGGUCUAUGCAGACAGCCCCUUCCAGCGGCGGAGUCUCGCAGGCCGCUGGUGCUGUUCAGGACCCAGCUGAGCCUGACCCCAUGCUCACCCACAUGGGUCUGAGUUGGGCACCCCACCACACUGUGGCCAGUCCUGGUAGGGGCAUAUCUCCAGAAGAUGCUCCCAUGAGGGGCACCCUGGGCCUGGUGCUGGACGCUGGUGCCUGCCCCCCUGGAGUCCCCUCUACACAAGGCCUGGUGUGCACAGUGACUGCUUUCCAGGAGCUCACCACCACGACAGCCGCCUGACCUAGAGAGAUGGCAGCGCCUUGCAUCUGAGCACCAUUUCACCCUCAGCCCCUUGCCUCUUGCACCCCUGGGUCCAUUUGUUCCUCCUCAGACCUGUUGCUCUCCCAGCCCCUGGAGUGUGCCCUUCCCCCCAACCUGGGUCUCGUGGGGGACACUGGGACACAGCCCUGUAAGCUGGUGCCAUGAUAGGCCACCCACUUCUUGGGCCUCCAGCCCCAGCCUGGCCCAGGCUCCCCUGCCUGUCAGGGCCCUCCUGCCUCCCUGCCUCACGUGCCCCACUCCUUUCCAGCCCAUGUCCUGGCCUGAGGUUCUAAGGUUCCUCUCUGCUCAAGAGGCAUUGAUCUGUCUUCCUGUCCACGCCUGUGGCCCCACUGCCUGGCACCAUUCCUGCAUGCCUCCCUCCUGCUCAUGGCGUCAGACUCCCCUGAGCCUUCUUUGGAAGGUGUCCCCUGACCUCCCCACUGGACACCACAGGCCUGGGAUUAUGCCUGUGGUUCAGGUGCGGGUGCCAGCAUCUGCACCCCACCAGACUGAGCCCUCGAUCUGGCACCCCAGCGCCCUGCACAGGGUUGAGUGAGGAAGGUGUGACUGUGGGGAAGAGGCCCCUCUGGAAGCCUCCGAAGCUGUGACCGUGACCGCGCCCCUCCAGGCCCCGGCCUGGGCGGGUUCCUCCACCUGGAAUGCCCACCUUGAAAUGUCCUCUUGCCUUUCAAGGCCCACCCCCCAAAGCUGCCUCCUUAGAGAGGCCUCAACUCACACAGCCUCUUGUAGGGCUCCGGGCAGUCCUCCCAGACUGGGGACCCCUCGGAGGCAGGCACAGGGUCCUGCCCACCUACUAUAGAAAGUGUUUAAAAUAAAAUAAACACACGUGGAGCCAAGGGGUCUGGCAUCUGUCUGGAGCCUGUGUCUGGGCUGAGGAUAUGCUUCUGAUUAGCUGGCCUGGUCCAAAAUCAGGGUCAGGCUGAGAUUCUAGAUAAGGCGGCGCAUAGCCAGGACUAAGGGCCAGCCCGGGGUCGGGGUCAGAGGUCGGGCAAGUUCAGGGUGCAGGCUUGCGGCCAGGGUCAGGCAGGGUUUACCCUGAGACAAA